This is a messenger RNA of Angiostrongylus costaricensis, 237 nucleotides long. Lineage: Eukaryota; Metazoa; Nematoda; Chromadorea; Rhabditida; Metastrongylidae. The record is from the annotation of a GenBank genome assembly.
CUUUUCAAAUCAGUGCCGAUUGUAUUUUUUGUUAUUUCAGGACGUGCUGGAAAACAUGGCAAAUCGAUUACAUUCCUCACGCCGGACGAUAGUGCGGUGUUCUACGAUUUGAAGCAGUGUUUAAUGGAGUCUCCAAUUUCUACAUGCCCUACAGAACUGUCGAAUCACCCCGAUGCACAACAGAAACCAGGGACGUUCACCACUAAAAAGAGACAGGAUGAGACGUUGUUUAAGUAA